Molecule: messenger RNA, 1117 nt
Organism: Histoplasma capsulatum G186AR
Lineage: Eukaryota; Fungi; Ascomycota; Eurotiomycetes; Onygenales; Ajellomycetaceae
Product: pyruvate formate lyase activating enzyme
Exons: 2
Coding region: 35-1117 (360 amino acids)
Molecular function (GO): iron-sulfur cluster binding; catalytic activity
Source: RefSeq, a predicted model, not a curated record
AAACAUAUCACACGAGGCAUGAAGUUCUUCUAAAAUGCCACUGAGGCCUAUACCUUUGGCCCUCAAAACUCUAACACGAACCUUCCCUGUUCUCAGCCGUGCUUGCCAAAGCCGCUCAGUGCAUCUAGCACCCCCUUAUCUCCUUGAUGAAUAUAUACCACGGCAUCAACUUUUAUCAUCAGUGGAUGCAGCAAAGAAGCGCUCUAAGGCAUAUGCCCAUUUGAGGAACUGCAAUUUGUGCCCCCGACUAUGCGGAGUAAACCGGUACGAAAAGACAGGUUAUUGUCUAAUACCUGGAGAGACUGUGAAAGUCAAUGUGAUUGCGCCGCAUUUCGGAGAAGAGCCAUGCAUUCAGGGGUCAAGAGGGAGCGGCUCAGUGUUCUUCUCGAUGUGCAACUUGAGAUGCACAUUUUGUCAAAACCACGACAUUUCACACCAACGUAAUGGAUUUAAUCUAACACCAGAGGAGUUGGCAGAGUGGAUGUUAAAACUACAGAACGUAGGGCAGGUCCACAACAUCAACUUUGUCACCCCGGAACAUGUAGUUCCACAAGUGGCCCUGGCGAUCCUCACCGCUGCGGACAUGGGUCUCAAAAUACCUAUCAUAUACAAUACGUCUGCAUUUGACUCCUUAGAUUCCAUAGCUCUACUAGACGGUCUCAUCGAUAUAUACCUUCCAGAUUUCAAAGUCUGGAAGACCAGUUCUUCCAAGCGGCUCUUGAAGGCAGAUAACUAUACUGAAACGGCGAUGGAGAGCAUUAAAGCGAUGCAUGCACAAGUCGGGGAUUUGAGUUUUACCUCUGACGGUAUUGCGAAACGUGGGGUGCUCCUUCGACAUCUAGUAAUGCCAGGGAUGGAAGACGAAGGGCGGGAGAUCGUGCGUUGGCUGGCUGAGAAUGUAUCGAAGGAUUUAUAUAUUCAUAUUAUGGAGCAGUAUCAUCCCGAUGCUCACGUUGGCAAGAAGCGACGAGGAAAAACUGGUGGCCAAGAGAUUCGGUAUGCGGAAAUCAAUCGUGCGAUCAAUGAUAACGAACUAGACGCUGUCAAGAACGCGGCUAGGGAUGCGGGCCUAUGGAGACUGUGUGAGCCAGCGGAGCAUGCAAGCUUUUACGUAUGA